AUGUCAUCACAAAAGAAAUCCAGUACAGCACAACAGUCAAAUGUAGCACCUGUAGUGCACAAAGUCAUAAUGGUCGGAACAGGUGGUGUCGGAAAGUCUGCUUUGACACUUCAGUUCAUGUAUGAUGAGUUUGUUGAAGAAUACGAACCGACUAAAGCUGAUUCGUAUAGGAAGAAAGUGGUAUUGGAUGGAGAAGAAUGUUCGAUUGAUAUCCUUGAUACAGCUGGUCAAGAAGACUACUCUGCAAUCAGAGACAACUAUUAUCGAAGCGGCGAAGGCUUCAUCUGUGUUUUCUCUAUACUUGAUAUGGAUUCAUUCGAUGCUACUACAGAGUUCAGAGAGCAGAUUCUUCGUGUGAAGAACUCAGACAAUUCGAUUCCCAUCGUUCUUGUUGGCAACAAAGCAGAUCUUCGUGAUGAACGAGUUGUACCAUUAGAGAUGGCACGACAAAGAGCUGAACGAUGGGGUGUUCCUUAUGUGGAGACAUCUGCUAAAAGAAGAGAGAACGUGGACAAGGUGUUCUACGACUUAAUGCGUGAAAUCAAACGGCGGAAAGGUGGUGCGAUGGGUGCUUCCGCUGCAGGCCUUGAUCCUUCGCAAACAGGAGGCAAAAAGAAGGGAGGUAUCAAGAAACUCUGCAACAUUUUAUGA
Messenger RNA from Haemonchus placei, 651 nucleotides. NCBI's taxonomy places the organism in Eukaryota, Metazoa, Nematoda, Chromadorea, Rhabditida, Trichostrongylidae. The record is from the annotation of a GenBank genome assembly.